CUUAUCUCCUGGACUCACUUCCCUCACACUCUCUCACAUUCAGUCAGAGGGCGGGCGAGACACAGACAGAGAGAAAGCAGUAAGCAGUAAGCAAGAACAGCAUGGCGGGGCUAUGGGACUUGCAGCACGGCAGCCACUGCCAUGAAAAAACAUGGAUCAAAUUGCUGCUGUGCAGCUUGCUACAACUCAUUCUGCACUGUUUUCACCAAGGAGAAGCACAACUACAAGCUCUUACUCAGAUGUCCAGCUUGGUGGAAGUUUGGCAGGCUGAAGAAGUGGGCAUAUUAUUUCCCAUUCAGGCUGAGGCUGAGAAGAGCACGGAAGACCUUCUGCAGGAAGAAGGCUCAUCAUUUACUGUGCCAAGUGGGAGAACAUUGUACUUCCAGCCGUCAGUGCUAGACUUUGGAACACAGCUUGUGGGUCUGCCAAGGGCAGAAACAAUAUAUGUGCACAACCCCAGCCAGGAGCUGCCAGUGACACUGAUAUCAGUAUUUACAUCUAGCAGACAUUUUCACAUGCCUUCAUUCCAGAGAAGGGUGAUCAUACCCAGAGGAAAAACCUCAUUUAGGGUCAUCUUCCUGCCAACAGAAGAAGGAAAUGUAGAAAAUUCAUUAUUUAUAAAUACGUCCUCUCAUGGUGUUCUGUCAUAUCAGAUAUUUGGAGUUGGGGUAUCCAGUGGUCCCUCGAAUCUGACUCAGAAAAAUCCCAAUGUGUUAAUUUUUCCACAUAUACAAAGUAUACAGUUAACACAAACGCAGGAAUAUGCAUCUGAUACCAGCAUUCUGGGACUACAACUCGAAUGCAGUUUACUGAAUAAAAGCUACAAAUAUUCUCAGGGGUUCUCCUUUGUAACGGACAAAAAGCUUAUGGUACAAAUCAGUUUGUCUGAAAAAAGAGAAAAACAUGAAGAGUUCGAGAAGCUGAAGCAGUACAUACUGGAACAUGUUUCUGUGCUGCUUGUAAUACCAACAGGUGACAAUGGAUUGUGGGUGCCAAAGAUCAAUAUUUAUAUUUUGAAUUCAGGAGUCAAACAUUUGCAUGUAAAGGAAAUACAAAUUGUUUCAAAGACUGAAAGCACUGUAGAAUUUGAGCCUGUGCCAUUGAGUGCUUCUGCAGCAAAUUUCACACAUGUUGCCUCGGUAGUAUUUAAAGCUAACUCAUGUGAUAAUAAGAGCAAUUGCUUGGGUCAAAUCAGUCUGCAGGUACUCGAAGGCAGCUACACAUUGAAAACAUACCCAGCGUUCCUCAUCACAGAUGGUUCUGGCUAUGAACCUCCAGCUUUAUUUCACAUGAAGCAGAAACCGAAUGGAGGAGAAUUGUUGGACAUUUGGUUGACGAAUGGCUUUGACUUUAGCUUCACUGUAAAUGAUGUCAUCAGGCCCCAUGAAGUCGAAGGCUUAUUCAGGAUUGUGAACUUCAGUGGUCCAGUGACGCUGCCUCCUGGUUGCUGGAAGGUGUUCUCUUUGCAGUUCACAGCCAGGAAUGCUCCAGUGAAUGUGAUGACCAGUCUGGUCCUGGUCACUAGCGCUGGUUUCUCUUUGGAGAUACCACUGCAGAUUAGUUCCACCAUAUCGGAGGGGGAUCCAAGUAUUGAGGCCGGUGCAGAGUGCGAUAAUCAGUGUCUCCUAGGGAUACCUGCCGCAGCGGCUCCUCAGUGGCAGAAGAGCCUCCUGUUGGACUCCAGCACCUGGAAGGUAGACACCGGUCUUGCUACAGAAUUGUGCAAAAUGUGGCAAAACAGAAAGGACCUAAAGACCUGCAGCUGGCCACGACUACCAAUGGAAAGUGGUGUCACAAUGGACUUUGCUGCUACUCUGGUCAAUGACAGCAAGAUGAAGCAUUUCACACUAAAGAACCCGUCGGCUUCUCCAAUUGCUGUGCAACUUCUUCCACUGUCUUUAUAUCCGUAUCCCUUAGGAGCCCUGGAUUUACUCACAAAAUGGUUCAAGAUAAACCCACUAGUUGUUAAUGUCACUACAACCGAGUUCACAUUGAAAAAAAAUCUGGAUACCAGUGACAUUAAAAGCAUGGCUGGGGAGCGAGUGCAACAGAUCCAUUUACAACCUUGGGAGACAAAGGAAAUUGGUGUCAUUUUUACACCAGCAGAGCAUAAAACCGUAACGUCAAUCAUACUGAUAAGGAAUAACUUGACAGUGUUUGACAUGGUCACUGUGAAAGGGUUAGGUGCCAGAGAGAUGUUGCGAGUGGGAGGAAAGCUGCCAGGGCCAGGGGCCUCGCUUAGAUUCAACUUCCCGCAGUCUGCACUCAUGGAAUGUAGAAACGGGUUGAAAAACAACAAACCAUCAUAUGUCAUUCAGAAGAGCUUUAAAGUGGAAAAUGCAGGAGAGCUGCCAUUAAAAGUGAUGUCAAUGAACAUCAAUGGAUACAAGUGCCAAGGUUUUGGCUUUGAAGUACUGGAGUGUCAUUCAUUCCAGAUGGAUUACAACUCCUCCCGUGAAAUCAGCAUUGCUUUCACCCCAGAUUUUACCUCGUCCAGGGUGUUCAGAGAUCUGACCCUUGUGACAGGUCGGGGCACGUUGUUCUCCUUCACUCUUAAUGUGACUCUCCCUCAUCACAUGUUGCCACUGUGUGCACUGGUGGUUCCAGGACCCAGCUGGGAGGAGAACUUCUGGGUGGUCACCAUCAUCAUCACAUGCUUGUCAUUGUGUGGGGUGUGUUGGAUGGCCUGUCGUCAAGCCCGCUACAUUUUGACUGAAUUUUUCACACCAGGGACCAGACAUAAUCACGACUCUGCAUUAACUCAAGACAACAGCCCUGUUGAUACAGUCAGCUCCAGUUCCGCUAGGAUUAUAGGUAGUUGCAAGACAUUUGUCGAUUCAUGCAGUGCAUCAGAUAAAGGCAAAGGAAAAGGGUCUCCUGCCGUGGUAAAUGGUCCAAACAGAAGCCAGAAUGGGUCAAAAAAGAACUCGGGGGCACCUGCUCAGCCUCAGAAGAAACACAAGGUUUCUAUGUAUUAUAGUAAAUAUAAAGUGAACCCCAUUACUACUGUGGCUACUGCUCUAGAGGAAGAGUGUCUGCCAGUGAAAGAAGUGGACAACCUGGGUGACUACAUGGAUCAGGACCCAACUACCUGCAAUAAUAACACUGACGAAGACGCGGCCCUGCCAGAAAAAUCAGCACAAUGUAUUAAAGAACCUUACCAUAGUGCUAAAGACGAGGGGGAGGUGACAGCAUGUCUGGUUCCCAUGGAAACGCACUCAAACCACAAUGAGAAUCUAACAGAGACCGUAGGCAGCACACCAGUCCUCUACGCUUGCAGCUUGGAGGAGAAACUGCUCAACAACCAAGUCCCAAGAAUACAACAGUGCAGCAGUUUGUUUCCUUUUAUGGGAAAAAAGCCAUGGGAAAAAGUGGACGCCUCCACCGCAGAGCUUAGGGAAGAUGCACAGUUAAAGAGAAAGCCUCAGGAGAGAGUGGAGUUUAAUACCACAGCUGCAAGUGGAAAGGCAAGGAGGAACUCUGGGAAAAACAGAAGGAAGGUUCCGGUUUUUGUUGGAGUUCCCGAACACACUGUUGCUGUGUCCACAGAGAAGAACAGAGAUCUUGAGCGCAAAGAACCAAGAAAUUUCAACAGAUCACGAAAUCGCUGCCUAAAUGGAAAACAGGAACCUGUGACAUCAUGCCCAAAACUGGACAGCCCUCUCAAGCAGAUGCCGAAUGCUGUGUGUUUGACAAACCCAAGACGGAAGUCCCUGGACAGGAGGCUGUUCUCAGACUCUGGCUCAGACUCGGGAAGCUCGUCAGGUAGUGUGGGAGCCAGCAGGGAGAGCUGGGGGAGCUGGAGCAGCCUGGAUGGAGAGAAGGACCACAAGAGCACCAAACUGCACUGCACAACCUCCACAGCUAAAAGGGAAAAUAUUCAAAAUGGUGUUUUUCCAGCUGACAGAGGUUGUUGUCCAACACCGAACCCAAACUACAGCCUGCUGUAUCAAAUGGAGAAAACUCAAAUGCCCGAAACAGUUCCAGCCACAAACUUCACUCCCAGUUUUGCUGCUGUUGCUGCAGGUGUGGAGAGAAACGCAGGUGUUUCAAGUCCUUACCAAACAGAAGAAAUGUGGUCUGCGCCAUCAGUUCCUUUAACCACUGAUUUCAGGUACAAUCCACCAGAAAGCUUGCCCUGCAUCCCCCAAGGAACUAUUUAUAAUGGCUUUCCUUGGACUGUUAACAGCCAGUGUGCCGCUCCAUAUCCUUACUGUGAACAGAGUAGCUACUGUCCAGUGCUAGAUGGGAAUGUACAUUUCCAGAAUGCCUUCCCUGGCCAGGAGACACAGAGUCUACCCUAUGCCCCUCAACCCUGCUGGAAUGAAGAGACACAAGGCAGUACCUUAGCCUGGGAAUCAACCGGAUGUGUAGGCAGCAAACCAUACUUCUCGGGCACAAGGAGUCUGUCACCAAUGUCUAGUCUGUUUGGCUCCAUAUGGACUCCAAAGAGCGACCCAUACCAAAGCCAAUUCCAGCGCAACAGAUCAUUAUCCCAUUCGUCUGUCAGCAAAGAGCAGGCUGUGCUCUGCAGACAGAAGCAAUUUUCUAGUUUCGAUCCCUUUAGGUGCCACAUGAACCUGGACAUUUGGAAUUCCUCAUCCAGUCGGAGUUCCAACUCGCAGCUUUCCAAUGAUUCAGGAUACUGUGGGGAUGUCUAAGUGAAAUGUGAUGUUAUUAAACAAAACAAAAACAAUAAAAGACAAAUGUGAAUAUACUUUUUCAAGAUUCGUGUUGUGUAAAGUUAAGC
Molecule: messenger RNA, 4750 nt
Organism: Polyodon spathula (Mississippi paddlefish)
Lineage: Eukaryota; Metazoa; Chordata; Actinopteri; Acipenseriformes; Polyodontidae
Product: transmembrane protein 131-like
Exons: 34
Coding region: 102-4661 (1519 amino acids)
Cellular component (GO): membrane
Source: RefSeq, a predicted model, not a curated record